Messenger RNA from Papilio machaon (common yellow swallowtail), 3053 nucleotides. It is a transcript of the gene Grip91, whose product is annotated as gamma-tubulin complex component 3 homolog. Gene Ontology annotation, cellular component: spindle pole; centrosome; equatorial microtubule organizing center. Bases 141 to 2681 code for a protein of 846 amino acids. The transcript has 18 exons. Gene Ontology annotation, biological process: meiotic cell cycle; mitotic cell cycle; cytoplasmic microtubule organization. NCBI's taxonomy places the organism in Eukaryota, Metazoa, Arthropoda, Insecta, Lepidoptera, Papilionidae. Gene Ontology annotation, molecular function: microtubule minus-end binding; gamma-tubulin binding. The record is from RefSeq and is a predicted model, not a curated record.
CGUUUCAUUUCAAUUUUCAAUCUUUUGUAAAUAUUAAAUGGUUUAAAUUAGACAAUUGGUCGGUGUAUUAUUUGUCUUAUUGUACUAAAUUAAAUGUUUGAAUGCUUCUAAGGCAAUGAAUAGAUUUAUAAAUAUCAACGAUGGAUUCAAUUUCAAGUAAUUUAACAAUUCUUCUGAGACAAUUGUGCGAAGAAUUGUCACCCGCACCAGAUGCUGCUUAUGAAUUAGCACUCUCUUAUUUGACCUCAACAAAUGGUAAAGGAAGAACAGUCCAAGAUGAGAGGUUGUUGUGUCAGAAAAUAUACAAUCGUCUUGCAAGCAUCUCUGCACAAGAUGCAGAUAAAUUCACCGAGUCUUAUGCAAAGCUCAAAAACUCUCUUAUUUUGAAGCAGAGAGUAUCAAUUUUGUCACUCCUAAUGUCUCUCUCAGACACUUCUCAUCAAAAUGAAUCUACUCAACAACUGUUUCCUGUGCCUAAUCUUGCUGUAGCUAACAUUUGUACUGGAUCAAGUAAUAGUAAAAGUACAAUUGGAUCGGUCAGUUGGAGCAGUAAUGUGUUGAAACAAGGAUCAAACCAAAGCCUUCCUGAAGACUACAGUAAUGCCGCAAUUGUAUUGCAGUCUAAUGCACGACCAAACGAGCGCGCCUGUGUCCGUGACGCUGUGUUAGCUGCGAUGGGCGUGCGAACGCGCAGUGCAGUCGGGGUGUCUCGACCAGUACAAAUGUUGUAUUCUCGCAUUGCACAGUUAGGAUUUCUCCAUGACCGUCUUAAAGAAUUCAUUGACCCUUCUUCUGGAUUAAUGCCGCAGGGUUUAAUGGGCGAAGGAUUAGUUUCAUCUAUACGAGAUGAACUUACAGAAUACUAUCGUAGCAUUGCGUUGUUACAAUCGCAGGUAUGUGAAGGUGAAGGCGGUGGUGGCACUUUGCGUCGCGUGUGCGUGUGGGCACAGGAGCCCUUGCAUCGACUCACCUGGUUAGCUAACAUGGUUCAUACCGCUCAUCACAAGAAAGGUGGUGAAUUAGCAUCAUGUAUUCAUCGGUUUGUGGGACAUGGAGACGAGCGCGUUGCGACUCUUGCGAGACGUCUUUUAACUGCACUGACAUAUCCACUUUUGCUCAUGCUCACAAGAUGGCUACUUCACGGGGAAAUCGAAGAUAAUUUUAACGAAUUCUUUAUCGAGAGCAGGAAUGGCGUACCGAUAGACAGAAUGUGGCAUGAUAAAUAUAGAGUAAGAGAGUGGAUGGUGCCGUCGUUCAUGGCGCGCGAGCAGGCGGCGCAGAUCCUGGCGACGGGCAAGAGCGUGGUGUUCAUGCGCGAGGCGUGCGCCGACGAGCUGGGGCCCAGCGACCACGCCCACCAUCUGCAAGCGCUACUCAAACAGCAUAACGGUAUACAUUACACAUUCUAUUCUAACUUAUUACAGAUUAUUAGCAGUAUGGGUACGGAGGGUGCGGAGAGGGAGUGUGGACGGGCGUGGUGGGAAGCGGAGGGGCUGCGCGCGGGCGUGGAGGCGGCGCACGCGGCGGCAUCGCAGCGUCUGCUCAGCGCGCUCAUCUCGCACCAUCACUUGCUGGACCACCUCGCCGCGCAUCGCCGCUACCUGCUGCUGGCGCAGGGCGACUUCGUGCACCAUCUCAUGACCCUACUGCAGGAGGAGUUAAACAAGCCAGCGAGCUCGCUGUACGUACACAACCUGACGUGCACGCUGGAGGCCGCCGUGCGCGCCACCAAUGCACAGUUCGAGCCGCCGCACGUCCUCUCGCGUCUCCAUGUCAAUUUGUAUCCUAAUUGCGACGGUCGCGAGGACAGCGGGUGGGAUGUGUUCGCGCUGCAGUACCGCGUGGACGGGCCGCUGGGUACGCUGUUCCCGGCGACGUGUGCGGCGCGCUACCGGGCGCUGUUCGCGCAGCUGUGGCGCGUCAAGCGCAUCGAGCACGCGCUGCACCGCGCCUGGCGCGACCACAUCAUACUGCACAAGCGACUCAAGUACAUGCCCGAGGUGUGGGGUCUAAUGCGUCGUGUGUCGUGCCUCCGCGCGGAGGCGCUGCGGCUGUGUGGCGCGCUGCAGGAAGCGAGCUGCGUGGGCGCGGAGCCCGCGUGGGCGGAGCUGCUGGCCGCCGCCGCGAGCGGACACCACCUCGACUCCCUGCUGCGUCUGCACCACAACGCGCUCGAGAGGCACUCCAUACACGCCAUGAUACACCACACCACACAGGAGCUGCAGUCAUAUCUGGGCAACGUGUUGAACGAGACGCUGGCGCUGCGCAGCUUCGAAACGACGCUGCACGCCGGCAUCCGCGCAGAACUCGACCGCCGCGACCGCAUCGAACAACUCAAGGCGGAGAAACUCUCGAGAGGAGAAUAUGCAUUUACUGCAGCGGAUGAAGUGCAAGAUAAAGAAAAAAGGAAAAUAUUUCUCCAGUUCCUGGCAAACAGAAAAGCCGAUUUAAAUGUUUGGACACGGACAUACAGGGGUCAUGUGACGACUUUGAUUCUGAAGUUAGCAUUGCAUGCAGAAAUAUCUCUACAAACGUUGGCAUUCAGACUCGACUAUAGCGAUUUUUACAAACGCGGUGACGCCAAGUUGCACGAACCACUCACAUACCAACACAAACGGCUCAGCGAGAUUGGACUUAACUUAGCCAAGAGCAAACUUAUGAGACGUCCUACGAAGAAGUGACAAGAUGCUUUUACGGAGACAUCAACUACGAGUAUAUGUACACCGUGGUUGGGCUUCGUAUGUGUUCGGACCAAUUAACUCGAAUAAUGAACAAUCUCACAAAAACUAAUACCUGUCAGUAAGUAAACUAAAGACUAAUAAUUUUGUUAACUGUGAACCAAAUGUUUGUAUUGUUAAUGAGACUAUGUAUGUUACUCAUUUCUGUAAUAAAAUUCUUUUUAAUAUAUUCAUGUCUUUACUUUUUUUACAAAUACAAGUGUGAAGUUGAUGGGACCUACACUAUCAAAUUCAUUAUGAGUUGCCUCAAGCUCCCUUUCCAAUACUAUUCCCCUUGUCAGUUCUACAAGUUGGCGACGUACCUUUGGGUCUAGU